CCGUAAGUGCGUAAUAAAACUCGUGACUAUUUUCAUAUAAAUGGAACCACUGGCGUCGCUCUGAUUUCAGUUGAAAGAAAUUUGUUGCAAAAUACAGUUGUGAAAGUGUACUACCGAGUAGAGUACAAAUUUUUGGAAAAAAAGAAAGAAUUAUACGUUGAACAUAGUGAAUAAAAUCGAUUAUUGAAAAUGGCUAGCAAACGUCCAAUCCGAAGUGGGACACUCGACAAUAUUCCAGGAAUUGGUGAUGACUUUCGGCAGAUGUAUCGUGAUUUGAAACGCAUGGAAAGUACGACAUCCAUUAUAUCGGAUAUCUCUGAAGAAGAGCUCAAAGUUGAUAGCAAUACACAUGAAUGUGUUGAAUUGGCAGAACGUUUGCACGGUGUGGAUCUAAACGAUGCGGAUGCAAUCUGGUCGAAAUUGUCGGAAAGUGAACGUCAGCAAAUCGGUCAAGUGAUGCAAAAACAAAAUAUGAACGCCGUAUUGCCAACAUUUAAUCCAUGGUGGGAGAAUAAAGUGCAACGUAUUCAAAUUUCGGAAGUUAACGGUGAUCACACUGAUAUCGUCAGUACAGAGCAUGAAUGGAGAGAUUUACAACAUCCAAAAAUUAAAAAGACUAUCGCUGAAUUUUCGAAAGUUUCCAAAGAACCGCCAACUAAGGAUAUCGAUGAUAAUUUGACGAAUGUACUUGCUGCCUAUACGUCAACUGUGCGAUUCUUCUAUGGAGAACAUUUGAGAAGUGCAUACGAUGCUGUGAAAUAUUUAGUUGCAAUUUGUUCAAGCUUAAAGUCAAACCCAAUCACUUUGGUUGAGCCGAAUUUAGCCAUUGAAGCUAUACGAACGGAAGCAAGAAAAGAGGGUUUAACUAUCGAAGAUGAUGAUUUGAUACAGAUGAAAAAGGAUAUUUACAGCAUCCACGAAGGACCAGAUCCCAAUUUCAAAACCAAUUGCUACAUUUUGGCUGCUUUGUCCGACCUCUAUCGACUGUUCCAAUUGGCUAAAUCAAGAUCGUCAUCGUCGUUGGCGCCCAGAAAGGCAUUCGCAACAGCAAACAACACCCUGGAAAUAGUUGCACCACAAGAUCAAGCCAAAGAUCUACGACAAUUCAUCAGCCGAUUUGGUGACUACAAAAUUGUCGAAUUCAUUCCGAUGGAGAGAAAAACCAUUUGCUCCACAAUGAAAAAAGUUGAAUACUUCUUGGCCUAUGCAAAACAGUUUUUGUCUUAUUCUUAAACGAAAAGUUUCAUAAAUAUUUAUUUUAAUUCUAAAAAUUGAUAAAAAAAUAGGUGAAAAAAUUAAUUAAAAUUAUGACCUGUAGUUUGUAAGAAAAAUGCGUAUUUUUUUGUGAUUUUCAAUAAAGAUUUUUUUAUUGUUUUCGUUCAGGUA
Molecule: messenger RNA, 1386 nt
Organism: Sitodiplosis mosellana (orange wheat blossom midge)
Lineage: Eukaryota; Metazoa; Arthropoda; Insecta; Diptera; Cecidomyiidae
Exons: 1
Coding region: 190-1233 (347 amino acids)
Source: RefSeq, a predicted model, not a curated record